UAAAAAGAAAAAGAAGAAGAAGAGGCAACUUUAAUUUAUUCCUUUUUUUCAGUCAUCGCACUAUCAUCGCCGAUCACUAAUCAGGACGAAAGACUUGUUAAGAUCUGCCGCCGAUUGUGAUUUCAGUGUUGCCGUCGUUUGCCGGUACUUGAAAUGCAUGUAUCUUCUAUCUAGCACAAGUGAUGGGUAUAUUUAGGAGAUUAGCUGGGCUUCUAGGGUUUUCAAAGGACGAAGGGCACGAAGUGAGAGAUGUAGAAGACGAAAACGCAGGACCUCACAAUAAUCUUCCUCGUAAAGGAUUCAGUGUCCCUGUUCAAGUUCCUGUUUCCAGAGAUCUACCUGGUCCUAUCCUUGUUCAAUGUAAUAGAGGUGCUGGAGGCGUUCAGGGAUUGAGAUGGUAUGCCAAGCGUCUUAGAAUAGAUGAAGACGGAGAUGUGGCAGACGAGUUCCUAAAUGAGAUCCCACCAGAUGCACCUUCUAGUACAGACGAGAAUAACAGGAAAUUCCGUAAGUUUGAAUUGAAGUACACUACAAAGCCUGCGAAGGUAACAAGCCAGGCACUCUCAGCUGCAGGAAAAAUUAAAUAUCGUGUGGAAUAUCAAGGCAAAUUGGAGUGGAUUUGAAGACUUACUCUGGGUAGACAUUGCAUUUGAGAUGGGGAUUUCAGUAACAUGACUGCAGCUACGCAGCUUGCUUGAUAUUUUUGCUUUAUUCUGAAGGACUAACAGUGUGUUUAUGUGAGGUGGUAUUGAUUGGGGAUUCAGUUUCCUGUUGGCUCUUAUUUGUGAAUAGCUGGUGCCAGGAAGCGAUGAAACGCAAAACAGCAUGUUUUUGCUCUUAAAACUUCCGGUAUACACAUGCUAUUGAACUUUCAAGAACAUCAUGUCUUGUUAGCUAUUCACUGUAUCCUUGUAUGUAUUGAGAAAAAUUAGCAUGGGCAUAAAUGACAACAUCCAACAAGCACUUUUGUAGAGUUCCAUUUUCCUGUUCUAACCAUAAGACUACGGUAUUAUAGUGGUUUAUUUUAAAGAUUGAAAUCUUUUUUAGUUUUUUCAGCAAUACACUGUAGUGUGCUAAUCUUAUUUGUUGCUUGUUUGAAUUUAUGAAUGUCGAAUGGCCAAAAUGUUUAGUACAA
Molecule: messenger RNA, 1135 nt
Organism: Solanum tuberosum (potato)
Lineage: Eukaryota; Viridiplantae; Streptophyta; Magnoliopsida; Solanales; Solanaceae
Exons: 2
Coding region: 183-623 (146 amino acids)
Source: RefSeq, a predicted model, not a curated record